This is a messenger RNA of Octopus bimaculoides (California two-spot octopus), 2256 nucleotides long. RefSeq names its product erlin-1. Gene Ontology annotation, molecular function: cholesterol binding; ubiquitin protein ligase binding. The record is from RefSeq and is a predicted model, not a curated record. Gene Ontology annotation, biological process: SREBP signaling pathway. Gene Ontology annotation, cellular component: endoplasmic reticulum membrane; endoplasmic reticulum. Lineage: Eukaryota; Metazoa; Mollusca; Cephalopoda; Octopoda; Octopodidae.
UAAAUACCGCUUUCGAGUUGGUAUUAGCGAUAGCAUACAAAUUAUUGAGGAGGGUAUAGUUGAUGAAAUUGAAUAUGAUUUAAAUUAGACGGGUACCUUAUUUUAUGAACUACGGAAGGAUGAAGGGUAGAGUUCAUCCCGAGGGAUGUGAUGUGAAUAUUUAAAAAAAUGUUCUAUCUCUAAAAAUGAGACUCGUCCGACAACUUACAAUCCGUGUGAACUCGAUUAAUAUAAAACAUCAACAAAAUGAAAAAAAAAUUAUUUCAACAUGUCGUAUAUAUAUUUCUAGAAAAGCUAUAAAUUUAGAAUAAACAUUUUCGGUCAUUACGUCAAAUUUGUCGUAAGUUAGUGCUACGUAACUAUAAUCCAGAAUAGAUGUUUAACUCGAGCUGACGGAUAUAACUUCCGCUGUCUCCUCACCACAUGAAAUUUCUCUUCACAUAACAUCCUCAAAAAUGGCUAUUCAAGGAGUAUUUAUUUCAGUGUCAGUGCUGUUUGUAUUGAUUGCUAUAAUCUUUAAUUCCUCUAUUCAUCGAAUUGAAGAAGGUCAUGUUGGUGUUUAUUACAGAGGAGGAGCCUUGUUGUGUGCUACAAGUAACCCAGGCUACCACUUCAUGUUACCUUUCAUUACUUCAUUCCGUUCUGUUCAGACAACCUUACAGACUGACGAAGUGAAGAAUGUUCCGUGUGGCACAAGUGGUGGUGUAAUGAUAUAUUUCGACCGCAUUGAGGUUGUUAACAAACUGGAUAUAGCAGCAGUUCAUGAUAUUGUUAAAAAUUACACAGCAGAUUAUGACAAAACCCUUAUUUAUAACAAAAUACAUCAUGAGCUUAAUCAGUUUUGCAGUGUCCAUAAUUUGCAAGAAGUUUAUAUUGAUUUGUUUGAUCAAAUUGAUGAAAACUUAAAGCGGGCUCUACAAGAAGACUUAGAUCAAUUGGCUGAGGGUCUCUUGGUUCAAGCUGUUCGAGUAACCAAGCCAAAAAUACCUGAAAGUAUUCGACGUAACUAUGAAGCAAUGGAAGCAGAAAAGACUAAACUUCUAAUUUUUCAAGCACGGCAAAAGGUAGUUGAAAAGGAGGCUGAAACAGAAAGAAAAAAAGCUGUUAUUGAGGCUGAAAAGUCUCAGAUGGUUGCAAAAAUUACCUGGGAGCAAAAAAUAAUGGAAAAAGAAUCAGAACAAAAAAUAGCUGCUAUAGAAUCUCUUACACAUUUAAAUAAAGAAAAACUUCUUGCAGAUGCAGAAUACUAUAAAGCAUUAAAAGAGGCUGAAGCAAAUGAGAGGAAAUUAACUGAUCGGUAUCUGGAACUCUUGAAAUACCAAGCAUUAUCGAAAAAUAGCAAAAUAUUUUUUGGCAAUAGUAUUCCAAACUAUUUUUCUGAAUUUCCAUCGUUCCAAAAUCGAGCUGAAGUGAAAACACCGACAACUAAAACAUCAUGAAAGUGUUCACAUAUCAAAUUCCAAAGUAGGAGAAUGCCUGCUAAGCUGACAAUUUAUUGAGAGAGAAUCCCUGCUCAAUCUAAGUUAUAAAAUCAAAGAAGAAGGAAAAAAAAAAGCAUUUUUUUUUUUGUACUUAACAUUUAUCAGAAUGAGUGGUUUGAAAAUGUGUUAGAAAACAAUGAUAAAAGUCUUUUAAUUAAAAGUUAUAUGGCUGUGGAUUUUGGAAAGAACAUCUUAAUGAAAGGAUAUUUUGUUUCUGUAAGAAAAUGUCUGAAAAGCAAGUCCUUGUUGAGUUCAGCUUUAGAACUCUGAGUGAUUGUCAGUACACUUGUUUAUCUUUCAUUUCUUCAGCAUUUCUCACUUUAAAACUUCUUUCCUUUUUUGCUUAUCAACAAAACUAACAUUUUGUCAUUCCUAACAUUUUGAAAUAACACUUAAUAAUGGGUUCUGAAUAUUAAUAUUUUUUUCUUUGUUACUCUUGGACUCUUUGUCUUCUAUGGUAUUGUUCAACCUGUGCUAUUGUAAUGUUUUAAUGUUUAUGUUCCUGAUAAAUUGAUUUUUUAAAAAAUACAUUAAAUGGUAUUUUGUGUUAAAUUUAAUAAUUUAUGCUGUGGAUUCUCCAUUUAAAUGAGGAAUAUUUGCAGGCUGGAAUGGUACUCUGUCAAUCUGAUGAGAAAACUCUCUUUUUCAAAUUGACAGAUGCCUACAUUGAAGCUAAAAUAUGUUCUACAAGUUGUCUACUAAAUAUGUUCAUCUUUUUAUAUUUUUCCUUCAGUUUCAUAAUUUCAAAUAAAAAAAAAACCAACAUUUCUAAAAA